Vicia faba (fava bean) is the source of this 366-nucleotide messenger RNA. The record is from the annotation of a GenBank genome assembly. NCBI's taxonomy places the organism in Eukaryota, Viridiplantae, Streptophyta, Magnoliopsida, Fabales, Fabaceae.
AUGAAACGUUCCAUCGACGAUUCCACGGCAACCAUUCCCAAACCAGUUUUCCUCACCAAAGCCCGGCGUGAACGGCAAGCUCUUGAACGCCACCACAUUCAAGUCACCGGUCAUCGGCGUAAUCAGGAAGACUUUCUCCUUUCAACUAACAACCGUGAUAAGGAACAUGAAGAAGAGAUUAAGCCAGCGGAAAGAGAAAAAGAGGAAGAGGUUGAAACGAUUAAAUCGAAAAAACCAAAAAUGAGGGUUAUUAAACCUACCGAGAAAUUUAUAUUUUCUUUUGAAUGGGAAAAUCCUGAAGAUAUUUUGCGUGAGUUGGAUAUCAUGAAUCAAGAAGAUGCUCAGUUAAGAAUGAUGGUUGUUUAG